This is a messenger RNA of Malania oleifera, 501 nucleotides long. RefSeq lists its product as uncharacterized. The record is from RefSeq and is a predicted model, not a curated record. Bases 1 to 501 code for a protein of 166 amino acids. NCBI's taxonomy places the organism in Eukaryota, Viridiplantae, Streptophyta, Magnoliopsida, Santalales, Ximeniaceae. The transcript has 2 exons.
AUGAAAGAUCUUGGUCAUCUCAGCUACUUCUUAGGUCUUGAAGUCACUCAUUCCACAGAUGGUAUUUACAUUUCUCAGACCAAGUAUGCAUCUGAACUCUUGUCUCGAGCUAUAAUCACUGAUAGCAAGACUGUUGACACUCCAGUUGAACUUAAUGCGCAUCUGACUCCCUCAGGGGGGAAACCAUUGGUGAGCCAGUAUUUGUUUGCUCCACAUUCGGCUCACUAUGCUACUAUUCUGCGCAUUCUUCGAUAUCUGAAGGGCACUCUCUUUCAUGGCCUUUUCUACUCUGCUCAGUCUCCGCUUGUUCUCUGUGCAUUCUCUAAUGCUGAUUGGGCAGGAGAUCCCACUGAUCGCAGGUCCACCACUGGUUAUUGUUUUUUUCUUGGCACUUCUCUGAUUUCUUGGCGAAGUAAGAAACAAACCCUUGUGGCUUGCUCUAGUACUGAAGCAGAAUAUCUUGCACUUGCUGAUACCACAUUUGAGCUCCAUUGUCUAUGA